Messenger RNA from Strongyloides ratti, 1929 nucleotides. RefSeq names its product Potassium channel subfamily K member 18. Gene Ontology annotation, cellular component: membrane. Gene Ontology annotation, biological process: stabilization of membrane potential; potassium ion transmembrane transport. The record is from RefSeq and is a predicted model, not a curated record. Gene Ontology annotation, molecular function: potassium ion leak channel activity. The coding region runs from base 1 to 1929 and encodes 642 amino acids. Lineage: Eukaryota; Metazoa; Nematoda; Chromadorea; Rhabditida; Strongyloididae. The transcript has 3 exons.
AUGUUUAAUUGGAUUAAAAAGUAUUCACAUAUUUUUAUUCACUUGUCUAUGAUAAGUGGUGUUACAUUAUAUGUUAUAUUUGGUGCUUAUAUAAUGCAAAAUUUAGAAAAUAAGAAUGCUAUUGAGAUGAAUAAACAAUUAAGAAAUAAAAGAAAUAUUAAAAUUAGAGAAAAUUCAAUGAAUAUUAUUGAAAAAAAAGUUAACAAUUUUGAUAUAAAUUACUAUAAAAAUGUUUCUGGACAUGAAUUAGCUAAAUUAGAUCAAAGUUUACAUAAUUGUGUAAUUAAAGCUAUGGAAUCAUUGUAUAAUUUUAGUAGAUGUCAUGAAAAAAUUAUCAAUGUUGCUGCUAUAACAUUAUUUGAUUAUUGUUAUAAAAAUGCUAAUUUAAAAAUUCAAAAUAUUAUUAAUAUAGUUGAUAAGUAUGGUAAACCUAUGUAUAAUGAAUUACAUGGUGAUAAUAAUAAAGAUAUUAAAAAUAUUCAUGAACAACCUGCAUCUGUAUUUUUUAAAAAACAACUUAGGCAUGGACAAUUUAAAAGUAAUAAAAUAUCUAAUAAUAAUAAUAACAAUGAAAUUAAUGAUAAAAUAUCAAUUAUGGAUUGGUCAUUUGGAAGUUCUAUUAUUUUUGCAUUUUCAGUAAUAACAACUAUAGGAUAUGGUCAUGUAGCACCAAUGACAACAAGUGGAAGAAUAUUUACAAUUAUUUAUGGUUUAAUUGGAGUACCUUUUACUUUAUUGACAAUUGCUAAUGUUGGUCUAUUUUUAUCAUAUACAUUUAAAAAAACUGCUAUUAAAAUAGUAUCAUGGAAAAAACAUCAUUAUAAUGGUUUUAGAAAUAAAAUGAAAGUAAAACAAAAAAUUAAAAAAUUUAGAAACAUGAAAAUGAAUAAUAAUUAUUGUUGUUUAAGAAAGAAUAUAAAUGAGAUAACAGAUCAAAAAGUACAAUCAGUUGUUUGGUAUUCUAAUGACAAAAAUAAUGACAUAAAAUGUAAUAAUUCUGAUGUAACAUUUUAUGACAAUAAUGAUAAAGAUAAUGAGAUAGAUGAAAGUAAAUAUGCAGGAACAAUACAAUUUAUAAUGACAUUAUUACUUGGUAUAUCAACAUUUUUUUACAUAUUAUUUGGGGCAUAUGUAGUACAUUUAUAUGAAAUUGAAAUGGAUUUUUUUCAAGCAUUUUAUUUUAAUUUCAUUACUCUUACAACAAUUGGUUUAGGUGAUUUUGUUCCGCAAAGUUAUAAUUAUUUAAUUAUAACAAUUGUUUAUGUUUUUUUUGGAAUGGCAUUAGUUACAGUAACAUUAAAUCUUUUAUCUGAUAUUCUUAAAAAACUUCAUAAUUUUGGUCGCAAAAUUGAAAAUGUUAGUGAAGUUGUUGUUUGGUUUGGUGGUAGUAGAAUGAAAAUGUCUAAAUUAAUGAAAUAUCUUAUUGAUACACUUAAUUUACCUGAAGAAACACUAGAAACAAUUAAUAUUGAUACCUUUAUUGAUAAUGCUAUUCAGAAAGAAGAAGGAAAAAUAGAAUCAUUAAGACCAAAACCAUUUACUUUAAGUGAUGUUGCAGAUAGAUAUAAUAGAGAUAUUGAAGCAGAAACAUUUUUUAUGGAUGCUACAGAAAGAUCAGGAUAUCUUAAUUCAAAUAAUAUUUUAAUAAGAAAAUUAUCAAAAAAUUUUCUUGAAAAAAUGGAUCAUAAAAUUAAACCAAUACCAUCAUUAAGUGACAAAAAUUCAUCACAAAAUGAUUUAUUUAAUGAUUUAAAGAUAAAUUUAGAUUCACUUGAUACAUAUAAAAGAUGGUCUUCUUCAGAUGGAAUAACAAGAAAAUCAAGUAGUGAAAUUUUUUAUCUUCCAACAUUUGAAACAUGUUCUCGUAGUAUUGACAAUUCAUCUUUUGAAGAUAUUAUAUUAAAUGAAAAUGAUAAUAUUAUAUAUUAA